AUGGAGCGCCCUGUAAUGUACGUGAUGAACAUGGCUGUGUUUGUUUUCGCCAUCGGAUUAGUUCAGUUCGGAAUUUCAGAGAGCCACACGUCGAUGUCCACAUUCACACUGAACGAAGAGUUUGCCUCCAGCAGAAGGCCAGAAGGAAACGAAUCAUUUUUCAAGAACUGCAAUAGAACAGAGGCUUUUAUAUAUGGCCAUAACCUCACGUUUUCCCCCAACCCAAUAGUUCUACACCCAGACCCAAAAAACUUCUCGACGGGACCAAGUUUGCAAUUUUACGGCAAAAUAGAAAUUUCAAGAUCAAUUUCGAACAACGAACGUAUAGAGUUGCUGAACUCGAUUAAGCUGACGACACUUGGUUAUGAAACAACAGAGCUGUGUUUAUGGCUGCCUUUACGCUUCUGCCAUUCAAAUGACCUAUGUGGCUUAAUCGAAGAUUAUCGGUACCGGUUCAAGAACCACUGUCCCGUAUUAAUUUAUGACAAAACGGAACACAUCAACAAGGCAUGGAACUGUUCAUGUCCUAUCAUCGAGGGUAUAUACUGGUGGCCAGAUUUUAAAUUUCAAUUCCCACAGCAGCAUGUUCGUCUCGAAGGAGAUUUCGACAUCGACAUAAACUUGAAACAGGGCAGACAUCACAUCGGUUGCCUCAAUUUUAAGUUCUCUUUCAGCAAGGGAAGCCAGGAUCCUAGCGCAUAUGACUGACACAGAAACUACAAGUCAAAUUAUUGGACACAUAUCAUGAC
Mya arenaria is the source of this 749-nucleotide messenger RNA. RefSeq lists its product as uncharacterized. Gene Ontology annotation, cellular component: cytoplasmic side of plasma membrane. Gene Ontology annotation, molecular function: lipid carrier activity; enzyme activator activity. Bases 1 to 708 code for a protein of 235 amino acids. Lineage: Eukaryota; Metazoa; Mollusca; Bivalvia; Myida; Myidae. Gene Ontology annotation, biological process: ganglioside catabolic process; lipid transport. The transcript is spliced from 5 exons. The record is from RefSeq and is a predicted model, not a curated record.